This is a messenger RNA of Cryptosporidium ubiquitum, 1356 nucleotides long. RefSeq names its product articulin family protein. The coding region runs from base 1 to 1356 and encodes 451 amino acids. The record is from RefSeq and is a predicted model, not a curated record. Lineage: Eukaryota; Apicomplexa; Conoidasida; Eucoccidiorida; Cryptosporidiidae. The transcript has a single exon.
AUGAACUCAUGCAAUAGUGUGGGUUUAUGUUCAGCAGAGCCAGAAUCUCCAAUAUUGCAGCCUGACUAUAGUAGUUUAGAUACAAAUGAAAAUGCAUCAUUUAGAAGAACAUGUAUGCCAAGAAGAGAUGAUUUUUGUUGUAUGAGUGAUAGAAAUGCAGAAGAUAAUGAAGAAGAUUCAUUUAUUGUUCCAGACUGUUGUGGGUCAAAUUCAAGAGCAGCAGAAGAUGCCAAUCAGGAUUCAGUUUCAUCCCCGGGAGGUAAUGCCCAAAUAGUAACAGUUCCAUUAGUACAAGAAGUCAAUGUAAGAGAUAGAAUAAUAGAAGUUCCAGAAGUACAUAUAACACAAAAAAUUCGUCAAAAAGUAAUUGUAAAAGAUGUAAUUAGAAAGGUCCCAAAACAAGAAAUUCAAUAUGUAGAUAAAUUCGUUGAAGUACCUGAAGUAAGAAUUGUGGAUAAGUUUGUAUCAAAGCCAGUGACUAAAUAUGUUGAAAGGCAUGUACCUAAAGUUGAAGUACGUGAAAUAGUUAAGGAAAUACCAAAGGUUGAGAUACAAUAUGUAGAAAAGAUUGUGGAAGUACCAGAAAUAAGAGUUGUUGAUAAAAUUGUUGAGAUACCAACAAUUAAACAUGUAAUUAAAGAAGUACCGAAGAUUGAAAUAAAGGAAAUACAAGUUGAAAAAAUAGUUAAAGUACCAAAAAUUGAAAUAAAACAAAUUGAGAAAGAAAGAAAGGUAUUGGGCCCUGUAGAAUAUAUUGAUAUACCAUUGGAAAAGAUUAUAUUAAAACCAAAUCCUCAGAUUAUUGAAAAGAUUGUUCAAGUGCCAAUACCAAGGGAAAUAGAAAUCGAGGUUCCCGUAUAUAAUCCAGAUAUUAGAGAUACUGUUGAAAUACAAGUUGAUAAUUAUUAUACUGUUGAAAAAGAAGUUGAGGUUCCUAUACCUGGAAAAAUUAUUCCAGUACCUGUUGAAGUAGAGGUGGAAAAAAUUGUUGAAGUACCAGUACAAGUACCACAAGAACACAUUAGAAUUGUACAAAAACAGGUGCCACAGUAUAUCGAACAUAUUAGGACUGUUGAGAUUCCUCAAUAUCAGGACGAAUUUGUUGAGGUGCCACAAUACGUUCCAAUGGUUCAUCAUACUAUUAUUAAGCCAGUUGUAUCCCAAGAAUAUAAGGAACUUCCUCCUGUUGUUGAGCAAGGGGAUGUUAGAUACGUUAAGGAGCCUCCACAAUAUUUGGAUACUGAAUACAUUCAUGGCGAACCUAUUGAAUUGGACUGCAAUACGCCUCUCCCAGCCCCACCCUCCCCUAGAUAUACUACAAUUAAGGUUAAUAGUGCAAAUAAUAGAGGUUGUUAA